ACCAUUCAAGUUUUCUUCGUCGCUCACUCCGACUUCUAGAGUUCCUCAUCGUAUGGCCACCGACGCUUCGUCGUCCCCGCCAUCCGCCACCGGCGGUGACGCCACCGACCGUCCCGUUUCCAAUGCAGGCCACGAACCGACCACCUCCCCUUCGUCUUCUUCUUCUUCUUCGUCGACUCCAGCUUCCUCUGCCAUUGAUUUUCUCUCGCUCUGCCACCGCCUCAAGACGACGAAAAGAGCUGGAUGGGUGAAGAGAGAUGUGAAGGAUCCAGAGUCGAUAGCUGACCAUAUGUACCGGAUGGGAUUAAUGGCUCUGAUUGCUUCUGAUAUCCCCGGUGUCGAUCGAGACAAGUGUAUUAAAAUCGCCAUUGUUCAUGAUAUUGCUGAAGCCAUUGUUGGGGACAUAACCCCCUCGGAUGGGAUUCCAAAGGCGGAGAAGAGUAGAAGAGAGCAAGAGGCGUUAGACCGCAUGUGCAAAUUACUCGGUGGAGGCUCAAUAGCUAAAGAAGUAGGUGAACUGUGGAUGGAGUAUGAGGGGAAUUCCUCGCCAGAAGCUAAAAUUGUUAAGGACCUCGAUAAGGUGGAGAUGAUACUUCAAGCCUUGGAAUAUGAAAAGGAACAAGGGAAGGAUUUAGAAGAGUUUUUUCAGUCAACUGCUGGGAAGUUUCAGACUGAUUUGGGAAAAGCGUGGGCAUCAGAGAUCGCGUCAAGAAGAAAAAAAUAAGGCUAGUUUCUACCCAAUCUUUUGCAAUGGCCCUAGAAGAAAUUUCCAUUACUUUUGAAUCAGGAUUAGAUUCGUACUAUUCAUCUUUAAUAAAAAGUGAUGUAACACGAUGAUAUUAAUGUAAGGUAUUACCUUUAUAUUUGUGCUAUGGGUAGUCGAACCUUAAGAGUUCCUAUUUAUAAGUGAAGAUGAAUGUUAUUAGAUUAUAACA
Messenger RNA from Pyrus x bretschneideri (Chinese white pear), 935 nucleotides. RefSeq names its product 5'-deoxynucleotidase HDDC2. The transcript has 8 exons. Bases 53 to 724 code for a protein of 223 amino acids. The record is from RefSeq and is a predicted model, not a curated record. Lineage: Eukaryota; Viridiplantae; Streptophyta; Magnoliopsida; Rosales; Rosaceae. Gene Ontology annotation, cellular component: cytoplasm. Gene Ontology annotation, molecular function: 5'-deoxynucleotidase activity.